Messenger RNA from Acomys russatus (golden spiny mouse), 8718 nucleotides. It is a transcript of the gene Otog, whose product is annotated as otogelin. Gene Ontology annotation, molecular function: protein binding; alpha-L-arabinofuranosidase activity. Lineage: Eukaryota; Metazoa; Chordata; Mammalia; Rodentia; Muridae. Gene Ontology annotation, biological process: L-arabinose metabolic process. The record is from RefSeq and is a predicted model, not a curated record. Gene Ontology annotation, cellular component: extracellular matrix.
AUGGGAGGCCCCGCACCCAGACUUUGCUUGCUUCUCUCUUGCUUUUAUCUCUUCAGGGUUGAGCCUGCUGCGGAGUUCACGCGGGUGCAGCGCCAGGCCUCAGCAUUCACAUGGAAAGCCAGUGCAGAGCGGCAGCAGGAGCCUGCCCCUGAGCCCAGCCACAGCUCCCAUGAGACGUCUCUCGUAGUAGACGAUGCCACAACAGUUGUGGAAGGCCAGGAGGCAGACGCUCCAGAUGCAGUGGCCAUGUCUUCGUGGGAAAGGCGGCUCCACCGGGCCAAGUGUGCACCAUCUUACUUGUUCUCCUGCUUCAAUGGGGGUGAGUGUGUGCACCCCGCUUUCUGUGACUGCAGACGCUUCAACGCCAGUGGACCUCGUUGCCAGUUGGUGUAUAACACGGGUCCUGAGCGGGACAGCAUCUGCCGGGCCUGGGGGCAGCACCACGUGGAGACGUUUGACGGCCUGUACUAUUACCUCUCUGGAAAGGGCAGUUACAUGCUGGUGGGACACCACGAACUUGAGGGGCAGAGCUUUUCCAUCCAGGUGCACAAUGACCCACACUGUGGCUCCGCCCACUACACAUGCCCGAGGUCUGUCAGCCUCUUCCUCUCCGGAGAGCAUGAGAUCCGCCUGGCGAAGGAGGUCACUCAUGGAGGUGUGAGGGUCCAGCUCCCACAGGCAGCGGGGGGCGUGCAGCUGCAGCAGUUGGCUGGCUUUGUCAUCGCACGGCAUCCGUCAGCCUUCACGCUGGCCUGGGAUGGUGUCUCGGCUGUCUACAUCAAGAUGAGCCCCGAGUUCCUGGGCUGGACCCAUGGCCUGUGUGGGAACAACAAUGCUGACCCUCUGGAUGACUUGGUGACCAGCUACGGGAAGCUGACUGAGGAUGUAGGGGAGUUCCUGCUCAGUUGGCAGGAGCAAGCCCCCAACAGCCCUUCAGGGCCCGUGACUCCUUCCCUGCCCCGUCCACCAUGCCUGCAGCAGAGCCCAGCAUCCAUGCAGGCUGUGUAUGAGCGGUGUGAAGUACUGUUGAGGCCGCCCUUCGAAACCUGCCAUGCCUAUGUCAGCCCUCUGCCCUUCACAGCCAGCUGUACCAGUGACCUCUGCCAAUCAGGAGGCGAUGAAACCACUUGGUGCCGAGCACUGACCGAAUACGCCCGAGCAUGUUCACAGGCAGGGCGCCCUCUGCAGGGCUGGAGAACCCAACUCCCACAAUGCAGUGUGCACUGCAAAGAAAAAGCCUUCAUCUACAACGAGUGUAUUGCUUGCUGCCCAGCUUCCUGCCAGUCCCGUGCUUCCUGCGUGGACAGCGAGAUCGCCUGUGUGGAUGGCUGCUACUGCCCCAACGGGCUGAUCUUUGAGGAUGGGGCCUGCAUGUCACCAGCCGAGUGUCCCUGUGAGUUCCACGGGACCCUACACCCGCCUGGCUCUGUGGUGACGGAGGACUGCAAUGCCUGUACGUGCACUGCAGGAAAGUGGGUGUGCAGCUCUUCCGUCUGUCCAGCUGAAUGCUCCGUGACUGGUGACAUCCACUUCACGACCUUUGACGGACGCCGGUACACAUUCCCUGCCACUUGUCAGUACAUCCUAGCCAAGAGCCGCUCCUCCGGCACCUUUACAGUGACGCUGCAGAACGCCCCAUGUGGCCUGAACCAGGAUGGAGCCUGUGUCCAGUCGGUGUCAGUGAUUCUGCACCAGGACCCUCGGAGGCAGGUGACCCUGACCCAGGCAGGCGAUGUCCUUCUGUUUGACCAGUACAAGAUCACCCCACCCUACUCAGAUGACGCGUUUGAGAUCCGGAGGCUGUCCUCCGUGUUCCUGAGGGUGAGGACCAACGUGGGUGUGCAGGUCCUCUAUGACCGGGAAGGGUUGCGGCUCUACCUGCAAGUGGACCAGCGAUGGGUGGAGGACACUGUGGGCCUCUGUGGCACCUUCAACGGCAACACACAGGAUGACUUCCUGUCUCCAGUGGGUGUGCCCGAGAGUACCCCACAACUGUUUGGCAAUUCUUGGAAAACCCUGUCUGCCUGCUCCCCGCUGCUCCCUGGCUCCUUGCUGGAUCCCUGUGAUGUGCAUUUGCAAGCUGCCUCCUAUGCCCUGCAGUCCUGCAGUGUGCUCACGGGGGAGCUCUUUGCACCCUGCUCCGCGUAUCUGAGCCCAAUACCCUACUUCGAGCAAUGCCGCAGGGAUGCCUGCCGCUGCGGGCAGCCCUGCCUGUGUGCCACGCUGGCCCACUACGCACGCCUGUGCCAGCGCCAUGGGCUUCCGGUUGACUUCCGUGCCCAUCUGCCAGCCUGCGCUCUGUCCUGUGAGGCCACCAAGGAGUACAGCCCUUGUGUGGCUCAGUGUGCACAGACAUGCCGGGACCUGGCCAGCCCUGAAGUCUGUGGGGCUAACGGUGGCGGUGGUAACUUCAGCAGGGACGAGUGUGUGGAGGGUUGUACCUGUCCCCCUGACACAUUUCUAGACACACGAGCUGACCUCUGUGUCCCCAGGAACCAGUGCUCUUGCCACUUCCAAGGCGUGGACUAUCCCCCUGGGGACAGCGACAUCCCUUCACUGGGACACUGCCACUGCAAAGAUGGAGUCAUGAGCUGUGACAGCCGAGCCCCAGCCGCCGCCUGUCCAGCAGGCCAGGUCUUCGUGAACUGCAGCGCACCGCACCUAGACCCUGAGCUCAGCAGGGAGAGGACAUGUGAGCAGCACCUGUUGAAUCUGAGCAUGGCGGCUCGUGGUCCCUGCCUGUCGGGCUGUGCCUGUCCCCAGGGCCUGCUCAGACACGGGGAUGCAUGCUUCCCACCGGAGGAGUGUCCAUGCACCUGGAAAGGGAAGGAGUAUUUUCCUGGGGACCAGGUAGUUUCUUCCUGCCACACCUGUGUGUGCCAGCGGGGCUCUUUCCAGUGUACCCUGCACCCCUGUGCCUCCACCUGCACUGCCUACGGGGACCGACACUACCGUACAUUCGACGGGCUUCCGUUUGACUUUGUAGGGGCGUGCAAAGUACACCUCGUCAAGAGUACCUCAGAGCUCAGCUUCUCUGUCAUGGUGGAAGAUGUGAACUGCUACAGCUCUGGCGUCGUCUGCAGGAAGUCCAUCUCCAUCGGGGUUGGCAGCUCACUCAUCAUCUUUGAUGAUGACUCAGGGGACCCUAGUCCUGAGAGCUUCCUGGACGAGAAGCAGUCUGUCCACAUCUGGAGAGCAGGCUUCUUCACCUUGGUGCAUUUCCCACGGGAACACAUCACCCUCCUAUGGGACCAGAGAACCACUGUACAUGUCCAGGCGGGCCCUCAGUGGCAGGGUCAGUUGGCCGGCCUCUGUGGGAACUUUGACCUAAAAACCGUCAAUGAGAUGCGGACCCCAGAAAACCUGGAAUUGACGAACCCCCAGGAGUUUGGCAGCAGUUGGGCUGCAGUGGAGUGCCCAGACACCCCUGACCCGAGGGAUACGUGUGUCCUGAACCCUCUCCGAGAGCCAUUUGCCAGGAAGGAGUGUGGGAUACUGCUCAGUGAGGUGUUUGAGACGUGCCACCCAGUGGUUGAUGUCACUUGGUUUUACUCAAACUGCCUGACGGACACAUGCGGCUGCAGCCGGGGUGGUGACUGUGAGUGCUUCUGUGCCAGCGUCUCUGCCUAUGCCCAUCAGUGUUGCCAGCAUGGGGUGGUCAUUGAUUGGCGGACCCCGCGCCUCUGCCCAUACGACUGUGACUUCUUCAACAAAGCGCUAGGUAAAGGUCCCUACCAGCUGUCCAGUGUGGCGGCUGGCGGCACCCUGGUGGCCAUGAAGGCUGCAGACAGUGACAUAGCCCUCGUGAGGGCAGAGGAUCUGGCGCCAGGGGACAUUUCAAGCUUUCUGCUGACAGCUGCUCUGUACAAGGCCAAGGCCCAUGACCCUGACGCUGUGUCACUGGAGGCAGCCGACAGGCCCAACUUCUUCCUGCACACCACAGCCGAUGGCUCCGUAGGGCUGGCUAAGUGGCACCGCAGCGAAGCCUUCCACCAGCAUGCCUCCUUCUCACUGCACCGGGGGACAUGGCAGGCUGGCCUGGUGGCUCUGGAGUCCCUGGCAAAGCCUGCUUCCUUCCUCCAUUCAUCAGGCCGUGAGCUGGCUCUGCGGACCUAUGAACACACAGAGGCAUUUCGUGGUGGCGCGCUCUUCCGCCUUCUGGAUGCCAAGCCUUCGGGGGCUGCCUACCCUGUCUGUGAGUGGCACUAUGAUGCCUGUGCCAGCCCCUGUUUCCAAACCUGCCGGGACCCACGGGCAGCCAGCUGCCAGGAUGUGCCCAGGGUAGAAGGCUGUGUCCCUGUGUGCCCCACUCCUAAGGUCCUGGAUGAAGUCACGCAGAGAUGUGUCUACCUGGAAGACUGUGUGGAGCCACCCCUGGGGGGUCCCACCGAAGCCCUUGACAAUGAGACUCUGGCACCGGGUCAAGUGCUACCCACCCCCAGUGACAAGCAGGAGCGUCUACAGGAGUCCCCUAGAGCCCCCACCCGCGGGCCUGUCCUUGUCCCAUUAUCCCCUCUCACCUCAGCCCCAAACCCACCAAUGGCUGCCACCGAGGGGCCAGCACCCUCUCCAGGGUCUGCCCAACCCACACAGCAGCUACCACUGGGGCUUACAGCAUCUAACCAUCCAGCCCACCGCACCGAGGUCCCCGCCCCUUUUCACCUCCCAGGGUCCUCAUCGUCCCUCCCCAGUUCUCUGCAGACACCCACAUCUGGUACUGUAUCAGGUACAACAGAGACAACCAAAGUGACUGUGACCUUUUCAAGGAGUCCCAACACUACAGUCUCCUCCCAGUCACCCCCUGUACCUCGCUUCCCACUCAUGACCAAAGCUGUGACAGCCCUGGGUCAUGACUCCUUUACUGUUAAAACUACGUCCCUGCAGCCCUCUCAGCUGCCAAGCCCCUCCUCCAGACCUGUGACAUCCCCUGGAGCAACUUCUUGGCCCCCCAGAUCCCUGGGAUCCCAUCUGACAACAGCCGUAACUAAGGUCACAAAUAAGACAGUGAUGUCCCUGUCCACCCUGGUCCAGAACACUUCAAGUUCCAGCCACCCCCUGACUGUGGUGAGCACGGCAGAGCAAACUCCUGUCAGUCCCCUUGUCACCAAGGGCUUGGAGGUGGUGCCAGCCACAGAGAAGGGAGAAUCUGGGCACAGCCAGCCUACAGAGCUGCUGAUGUCCCGACACCCAAGCUCAGCCCCCAUUGGCCUGCCUCACUCAGCCCAAGAUACCACCACAGCACCCAGGCCUCCAGCUCUGUCCCCAGGGACCCUGGCUGCCGACACCCCAUCCACAGGUGCUCACAGACUGGGAGCAACAGCUUUAGUUUCUCUAGAGUCAACUCGGCCACCCCAGCUCCUCUCUGGCCUGCCUCCUGACACCAGCCUGCCCUUAGCUAAGGUGGGCACAUCUGCCCCAGUGGUCACAUCUGGCUCCAAAGGCUACAUCCCCACCCCUCCACCUCAGCACCAGGCCACGACUCUAGCCACAGCCAUGACUGUGACUUCCCCUGCUCAGACACUCAGUCUGACAGUGCCACUCAUGUCUGCUGUGGAGGAGCAGGCACACUCACCUAGUGCCAUGGUUCCCCAAGUAACAGGUAUGGCUCCAGAUCUGAUUUUAGGAGCCACAUUACCAAGCUCUGGUGCCUCAUCUGUGUCUGCUGGGGAGCCCCCCACAGUGUCUCUUGCCCCACGGAAAAGCACCACCCAGAAAGCAGCCAUUCUAUCUAAGAAGGUGUCUCCACCCACACUCCUCUCUGGCUCUGCCCAGGGUGGGUUCACAGAACUCACAGAACCUAUAGUGAGCCAUACUGUUGCUCCCUUGGUGACGGAGGCUGAAGGCCCCCAGGCUGGCAUGGUGCCACUGGUGCCCACAUCCUACUCCCUAAGCUGGGUAUCAGCCAGGACAGCCUCCCGGGAGGGACCCCUGGUUCUGCUACCUCAGCUGGCAGAGGCUCACGGAACCCCAGCAGGGCUCAAGCCCCAAGAGGAUCUAGGGCACCAGGCCACCACGGAGCAGUCAGGCCGCUCAGCUCCAGCCCACAGCAUAGCAGAGGGAUCGAUGGAGGCCGACGUGAACAUUUCUGCCGCCUGCGUGCCCAUCGCUGAACAAGACUGCGUCCGUCACAUAUGCCUAGAAGGCCAGCUAAUACGUGUGAACCAGACCCAGCACUGUCCUCACGGUGCUGUGCGCCCUCACUGUGGGGUCCUGGGCCUCGCUGUGCGGGUGGGCGGGGAUCGCUGCUGCCCAGUCUGGGAAUGUGCCUGCCGAUGCUCAGUCUUCCCAGACCUGAGCUUUGUAACCUUUGAUGGCAGCCACGCAGCUCUGUUCAAGGAGGCCAUCUAUAUCCUCAGCCAGAGCCCAGAGGAGAUCAUCUCCGUACACGUCCUGGAUUGCAAGAGUGCCAACUUGGGACACCUGAACUGGCCCCCAUUCUGCCUGGUGAUACUAAAUGUGACUCAUCUGGCCCACCAUGUCACCAUUGACCGCUUCAAUAGGAAGGUAACUGUGGACUCUCAGGUUGUGCGGCCGCCCAUGAGCAGAUAUGGGUUCCGAAUUGAGGAUACAGGACACAUGUAUAUCAUCCGAACACCCUCACGCAUACAGAUCCAAUGGCUCCACAGCUCCGGACUCAUGAUCCUGGAAGCCAGCAAAGCCAGCAAGGCUCAGGGCCAUGGCCUAUGUGGUAUCUGUGAUGGAGAUGCAGCCAAUGACCUCACCCUGAAGGAUGGGUCCGUGCUGGGUGAGGCAGAGGACCCUGUCCCCUUUCUGGAUAGCUGGCAGGUGCCCAGCUCCUUGACCUCAGAGGGUCAGACCCGCUUCCGCCCAGACAGUUGUGCCACAGCUGACUGUUCGCCCUGCCUUCGCAUGGUGUCCAACCGCACCUUCAGUGCCUGCCACAGCUUUGUCUCCCCAGAGUCAUUCUGUGAGCUGUGGAUUCGGGACACCAAGUACGUGCAGCAGCCCUGUGUGGCACUCACCGUGUAUGUGGCUAUGUGUCACAAGUUCCACGUGUGCAUUGAGUGGCGGGGCUCCGACUACUGCCCCUUCCUGUGCUCCAGUGACUCUACCUACCAGGCCUGUGUGGCAGCUUGCGAACCCCCCGAAACAUGCCAGGAUGGGACAUUGGGUCCACUGGACCCAGAGCAGUGCCAAGUGCUGGGCGAGGGCUGCGUGUGCUCUGAGGGCACCAUUUUGCACCGUCGCCACUCUGCGCUCUGCAUCCCUGAGGACAAGUGUGCCUGCACCGAUAGCACAGGGGUGCCGCGUGCCCUGGGGGAAACCUGGAACAGUUCCCUCAGUGGCUGCUGCCAGCAACAGUGCCAGGCCCCAGACACCAUUGUACCCGUGGACCUGGACUGCCCUGGUCCCCGACCUGAGAGUUGCCCACGCUUUGGAGAAGUGAUCCUGUUAAGGCCCACAGAGGACCCCUGCUGCCUGGGGAGCGUCUGCGUGUGUAACCAGACUCUGUGCGAGGGCCUUGCUCCCACCUGCCGCCCGGGCCACAGACUCAUCACCCACUUCCAGGAAGACUCCUGCUGUCCCAGUUACAGCUGCGAGUGUGAUCCCGGUCUGUGUGAAGCUGAGCAGGUCCCUACCUGUCGCCAGGACCAGGUCUUGAUCGAGGGCCGCCUUGGGGACUCCUGCUGUACCUCGUACUUCUGUGGCUGUGGUGAGUGUCCAGACCCCAUGCCCGAGUGUCAGGAAGGAGAGGCACUGACUGUGCACCCGAAUACCACGGAGCUCUGUUGUCCCCUGUUUCAGUGUGUGUGUGAGCACUUCCGCUGCCCACAGGUACAGUGUGGCAUGGGCACUUCCCUGGUGGAGGUGUGGAGCCCAGACCGCUGCUGCCCCUACAAGUCCUGUGAGUGUGAUUGUGACACAAUUCCUGUGCCCAGAUGCCAUCUGUGGGAAAAGUCCCAGUUGGAUGAGGUGUCCAUGCACAGCAAAGAGAACGUGUGUGGCUGCGCCAAAUACGAAUGUGUGAAAGCCCCCGUAUGCCUGAGCCGUGAACUGGGGGUCAUGCAGCCAGGCCAGACUGUGGUAGAGCUCUCAGCGGAUGGCGUGUGCCAUACAUCCCGAUGCACAGACGUGCUGGACCCUCUCACCAACUUCUACCAGAUCAACACCACCUCUGUCCUUUGUGACAUGCACUGCGAGGCGAACCAGGAGUACGACCACCCACGGGACCUCGCGGCCUGCUGCGGCUCCUGCAGGAACGUGUCUUGCCUCUUCACCUUCCCCAAUGGCACCACUUCACUGUUCUUGCCUGGUGCAUCCUGGAUUGCAGAUUGUGCCCGCCAUCACUGUGGCAGCACUCCCCUGGGCGCUGUGCUUGUCCGCUCGCCCAUCAGCUGCCCUCCGCUGAAUGAGACUGAGUGUGCCAAGGUCGGCGGCUCUGUGGUACCAUCCUUGGAAGGAUGCUGCAGGACGUGUAAGGAGGAUGGGCGUUCCUGCAAGAAGGUGACCAUCCGCAUGACCAUCCGCAAGAGCGACUGCCGGAGCAACACCCCUGUGAACCUGGUGUCUUGCGAUGGGAGGUGUCCUUCUGCCAGCAUCUACAACCACAACAUCAACACCUAUGCCCGCUUCUGCAAAUGCUGCCGUGAGGUGGGACUGCAGCGCCGUUCUGUGCAGCUCUUCUGUGCCACCAAUGCCACCUGGGUGCCCUACACAGUACAGGAGCCUACGGAUUGCGCCUGCCAGUGGUCCUGA